This is a messenger RNA of Cylindrotheca closterium, 750 nucleotides long. The record is from the annotation of a GenBank genome assembly. Lineage: Eukaryota; Bacillariophyta; Bacillariophyceae; Bacillariales; Bacillariaceae.
AUGUCUGGGCUGAAUCUUUCUCAAGUUCCAAAGAAACCAAGAGAAUGGCCUUCAAGCAGGAGUGGCAGUUCUGCCAAUAAGAACAAGAAUCGAGUUGCGACAAGACGCAAGCAUCAAGAAAGAGAAUUGAAACCGUUGAAGAACAAGUUAAAAUUUGGUAUUCGUACCAAAGAAGGAAAUCGCAGUACUAGAGACAGUAAAGCUAUCCUUGAAGCAAAGCACAAUCUAUGUGUCCAACAGAUUAGGAAUGAGAUGAAAGCUGAUUAUGAAGAGCACAACGCUUUUCUGAUCGCUCGUUGCAUGAUGCAGAUCAAGGCAAAGUUUGAUACUGAUGAAGGACGAAAGAUACACAGAUAUCUUGGAAUGACUUUGGAUUUCUUGGUGAAAGGAAAACUUAAGAUCCUGUUGGAAGAUUUUCCUAUCAAGUUCAACAAGGAUUCAAAGCAGAAAACACCAGCUGGUAACGAUUUACUGGAAGCUGGUAAAGGGAAGUUACUUAGUGCUGAGUACCCUCAGAUAUUUUGUACUACUGUUGCAAGGGGACUUUAUGUCUCUAAGAGAGCUCGUUUGGAUAUCCAUCCAAAGAUUACUAUUCUUGCCUCGAGAGUUCGAGAAAAUCAAGUUGAGAAAGGAAAUGUUAAGAUCGAAUACUGUCCAACUGACAAUAUGAUUGCGGAUUUCAUGACUAAGCCAUUGCAAGGUGAGAAGUUUCGCAAGUUCAGGGAUCUGAUUCUUGGUCCACAGGAAUAG